CUGAUGACGUCACGCAUUCCUGGAGGAGAGUGGCGGCGGCGGGCUGGACGGCAGCUCUCUGUUUACUGUAUUCCAACAACGGGGACGGCAGCUCUGUUUACUGUAUUCAAACAACGGGGACGGCAGCUCUGUUUACUGUAUUCCAACAGCGGGGACGGCAGCUCUGUUUACUGUAUUCCAACAGUGGGGACGGCAGCUCUGUUUACUGUAUUCCAACAGCGGGCACGGCAGCUCUGUUUACUGUAUUUCAACAACGGCGGCGGACUGGACGGCAGCUCGGUUUAUUCCAAGAGCGGCGGCAGCAGCAGCACACAAGGGAAGGCAAAACCGAAGCGUCUAUGUACUUAGAACUUGUGGUAUUAUACGGUUGAUAAGCAACUAAAUCCCUCGGGGCUGGUCACGCGCUGGGUGAAGGGGCGUGUAGGAGCGAGAAGUGCGGCCAAGCAUGGUGGUGUCAACCAUGGGAGAGGCCAGGGUGCCAGCCGCUCUCCCACGUAUCCUCAAAGACUACACCAAGGCUGCCAUCCGCACACAGCCCAAAAAUCUUCUAAUUUGGUCUUCUGCUUACUUCAGGAACAUGACCAACGGCACCCCGCCGCCCGUGAAGGACCGGCUCGAGUUCCCCAUCCCAGAGUCCAGCAGCGGCGUGUCCCCAGGCGUGCUGCGCGUCCUUCACAGUCAGUUGAGUGGGGCAGGAAGCGUGAGGUGGGAGGAGGUGCUGGAGGUGUGCGAAGCCAUGGGCGUGGCGGAGGAGACGGCUCAGGAUGCCUGGCACAGGUCAGGAGGCGGUGAUGGUGGUGUCGUGGAGUGGGACCACAUCCUCUCCCACAUUGCUGCUCUCUCCACUCAUUCACUGCUGGAAGCUCUGCAGCUGGUGAUGUUAACUGUGAGUGAGGAUCCAGUAGGCCACAGAGUUCUGUGCAGCACCGUCCUGGAUCAUUACCACCGUCUCCACACACACACCAACAUCACACCCACAGACCAGUAUACUGAGGCUGUCAACUACCUCAACGACAUUGCUAACUACCAAGAAGGAUAUCUCACUCCAAGUGACCUUACACGAUCAUCCUGUCCACCUCUUCAGUAACUCUCGAUAUUGCUUACCAUACUGUGAAAGCAGCAUACCAGUCAAUAUAGGGUGAGGUGAGGAACGUAUCUUAUAUCAUUAAGGUGAUAUAUUGUUAAAAACUUAGAAUGAUUUACGUACUGUACCAGAGCCAGACUUGACUAUGCUGCACAACUUAACUGGACAACCUUAUCUUUCACGCUUCUUGCACCAGUAUAGUUAACAAGGGGAUAACAUUAAUAUUCACACAAUCAUUGACUAUCUCUUCACCUUACGUUAUAGAUUGAGAACACUUAGAAACCCAAUUAAGGCAUACUGUUAAUAGAUGUAUAGUAGUGUUUCUAGUUUAUAAGGGAGUUUCAAGAAGAAACUGCUGGCCACUAAAUGAAGUGAACAAAAAAAAUACAUUACAUAUUAGGCAAUUUAUCUACAAUUGUUUUAAGUUAAAUUUUUCAAAUUGAUAUACAGUACUAGAACUUCUCAAGCAGUAUACCAGCAUUCCAUUAUAUAUUUUGUCUUAAUCUUGAAACAUUGUUUUAACUAAAAAAUACUAUUUGUGUUUAUAAUGAAUAUAUAAUAGUAUUUUCCAAUAUACAUUUUUUUUAUUUUAGAAAAUAACUUUUACCUACAAACAAAAUUGUAUAACUAUAUUAGACCAGAUUUGUUCCAAAAUCAUUAGCUAUUAUCAUAAAUGCUAGAUAUCCAAGGUUAAUGAAUAAAAUGGUUUGGUUAUAGAUAUUUAAUCUUAGUAUAUUGCACCAUCACAACUUUGUUUUGGGUUAACUUGUUACUCAAGUAUCAAAGCACAUUAUUAAUACCUUUACAGAAUCGUCUUUAGCAAAAAAUAUUGUAUACAAGAAUUACCUUAAAAUAUUGGUUAUUCAAGUGAUCUCCAAUGCUAAAACUUUAUAUCACAUCAAAUUUACAGAUCUGAUAUAAGCAGCAGAAUAUAAUUUUCAAUAC
Messenger RNA from Procambarus clarkii (red swamp crayfish), 2029 nucleotides. The record is from RefSeq and is a predicted model, not a curated record. Lineage: Eukaryota; Metazoa; Arthropoda; Malacostraca; Decapoda; Cambaridae.